GACCAUUUACACCACACCUCAUUAUCCAUAGAGAUUGUCACACGGCAUCAUGGCGGACGCACAGAAGCAAAUGCAGGCGCUUACGGAAGAGUUUCAGACGUUGCAGACUGAGCUUGACGGUCUAGUCGAAGCGCGCCAGAAGCUCGAAUCACAGCAGCAGGAGAACGUCGGCGUUCAGAAGGAGUUCAACUCCCUUGACGACGAGUCGAACAUUUACAAGUUGAUCGGACCGGUUCUGCUGAAGCAGGAUAAGAAUGAGGCUAUGAUGGCUGUCAAUGGACGUCUUGAGUUCAUUGAGAAGGAAAUCAAGCGCAUUGAGGGACAGAUUCAGGAGAACCAGGACAAGGCAGACAAGAAGCGCGCUGAGAUCGUUCAGUUCCAGACUCAGAUGCAACAAGCGGCGGCGGCUGCUUCUGCUUGAAGAUAGACGGAUCAUUGUUACCAGUACUAUAGGUAGAAGACACUGGCUAUCUUAUCACACGAUGAUAACGAGGAGAUAUAAUUGUUAGUGAUGGCGGAUGAGAAAGAGCAGCCAAGGUACCUGACCGGUUCAAAGGCGAUGAUGCACGUCGCCUCGGAGGUCCUGCGAAAUAAAGAAGCACCGACGGCAGAGCUACUUUUGGGUGCGAUGGCCAAUGAUGGCCCAGCACAACGAGGUUGGGAGGUUCUAUAUACCCUUGUUAAUGAUCGUUGCGAACAUUUCAGAAGACUAUACGGAUGCGUAGUCAAUCGGGCCGUCUGUCGACCGAAGGGUGGCACCUACCCUGUGUGGGUGCUAUGGUUGAUUGGAAUCACGAUGGAUACGAUGUACCCCUCAAGGCACAAUUAGAAGUACAUUUGUAUAAGAGCAUGGAAGAGAUUCAAAAUAAACAAAAUUCUGUUCUAUC
Messenger RNA from Aspergillus welwitschiae, 887 nucleotides. RefSeq names its product tubulin-binding prefolding complex subunit YKE2. Gene Ontology annotation, molecular function: protein-folding chaperone binding. Gene Ontology annotation, biological process: chaperone-mediated protein complex assembly; protein folding. Gene Ontology annotation, cellular component: cytoplasm; prefoldin complex. The transcript has 4 exons. Lineage: Eukaryota; Fungi; Ascomycota; Eurotiomycetes; Eurotiales; Aspergillaceae. The coding region runs from base 50 to 421 and encodes 123 amino acids. The record is from RefSeq and is a predicted model, not a curated record.